CCAUCGUGUGCAAGGAUAGUUCUGGUCACAGUCCCGCCGGUCGCACACACAUGCAGCUCAAAGCAGGAAUACUACAUAUCCGUCAGAAAUCUGAAGGGUCUUAUUUAUGAGCAAUUCCUCGUUUUCUUAUUAUUUUUUUUCUCGCCCAUUUCGCGGCGCCCAUCCUCGAAGCAAAACCCUAACUGUUACCUGUUGGAUUCGAACACCCAAAAGAUUAAAUACCUCUCUUAGAUUCGCUCCCCACCAACCCAUACCCUAAGUUCGAAUUUUCUCAUUUCAUUAUUCCUCGCGAUCUCGGCUGCUUUGGACGAGCCCAUUCCGUACUCCGUUAAAAAUCGUUCACAUUCCUUAGAUCGCCUUCCCGACUUCGGAAUCUCCGUCUGCUUCUUGUAUGUAUCUCUCUCUAGCUUCUCCAAUCGAACUGGCAUCUGGGUGCUGAUGGAUUCUAGCCGAGGAAGCUCGGAUGAGUUGAAGAGGACAAAUAAGGGCAGAUCGAAGACGAAUUGCAUGGAAAAAGAAAGCCUUUUGAAGCAGAAAUCCCCGGCUGAGUUCUUCGCUGAGAACAAGAACAUAGCUGGAUUCGACAAUCCUGGAAAAUCAUUAUACACAACCGUGAGAGAACUUGUGGAAAAUGCUCUUGAUUCGGCCGAGUCUAUUUCUCAGCUCCCAGAUAUCGAAUUAAUAAUAGAAGAGAUCACUAAGAACAAAUUCAACACAAUGAUUGGGCUUGUUGAUCGACAGCGUGUUGAUGAAGAACUUUAUGAUGAUUUUGAGACUACUAAGGCUCGUGAGAAGCGUCUUGCCAAAGAGGCUCGUAUGCAAGAAAUUCAAGCUAAGAAUGUUGCCCUUGGGAAGAAGCUGAAAGAACCUCCUGCUAUCAAGAGUGGGAAAGGUCGAGGUGAAGCAUCAUUCUUUAAAGUAACCUGUAAGGAUAACGGAAGAGGGAUGCCACAUGAUGAAAUCCCAAAUAUGUUUGGAAGAGUUCUCUCUGGUACAAAAUAUGGGUUAAAACAAACACGUGGGAAAUUUGGACUUGGUGCAAAAAUGGCAUUGAUUUGGUCUAAGAUGAGCACAGGGCUUCCCAUCGAGAUUCUGUCAGCUACAAGGGGCCAAAAUUAUGCAUCUUUUUGUCGAUUAGACAUCGAUAUACAUCAAAACAUUCCUCAUGUUCAUCUACAUGAAAAAAGGGAAAACAAAGACAAGUGGCAUGGAGCUGAAAUUCAAAUUAUCAUCGAGGGCAACUGGACUACUUAUCGAUCAAAGAUUCUUCAUUAUAUGCGGCAGAUGGCUGUGAUCACCCCUUAUUCUCAGUUCUUUUUUAAAUUUAUUUCAGGCAUUUCAGAAAAGAAUUUGACAAUUAGAUUUGCACGAAGAACAGAUGUAAUGCCUCCAGCUCCUCUUGAGACAAAGCACCACCCCUCUGCUGUUGAUAUACUACUCAUCAAACGCCUUAUUGCAGAAACUUCAAAGCAAACACUUCAGCAAUUUCUUCAACAUGAAUUUGUAAAUAUAAGCAAGUCAUAUGCUGAACGUUUAGUGGGGGAAAUGGGCCCUGAUUUUGGUCCAAAAAUGGCUGUGAAAAAUCUAACAUCUCAUCAAAUUGUUCGGAUUCAUCAACUAUUUCGUCAGGCUAAAUUUGAUGAUCCUAGUGGUGAUUGUCUUAGUCCAGCAGGGGAAUACAAUCUCCGUCUUGGAAUCAUUAAGGAGCUGCAGCCAGACAUGGUUGCCACAUGUUCAAGCAGUCCCCAGGUUUUUGAAGGGCAUCCAUUCAUUGUUGAAGCUGGAAUUAGCCUUGGCGGAAAAGAUGUAAAACAAGGUCUUAAUAUAUUCCGUUUUGCAAAUCGUAUACCACUUUUAUUUGAGCAAGGAGCAGACGUCGUCACAAGAACUGCUAUGAAAAAGAUCAACUGGAGUAGUUACAAGAUCAAUCAGAUGCAAGAUAAAAUUGGUGUGUUUGUAAGCAUUGUAAGCACAAAAGUACCCUUCAAAGGAACUGGGAAGGAAUAUAUUGGAGAUGAUAUUACUGAAAUUUCUUCAGCAGUCAAGUCUGCUAUCAAACAAUGUUGUCUUCAACUGAGAUCUAAAAUAGUGAAGAAACUUCAAGCUCGUGAACGACAGGAGAGGAAACGCAAUCUGACCAGGUACAUUCCAGAUGCUUCAAGAGCCAUCAUGGACGUCCUUGAAGAAAUGGCUCAGAAUUAUGAACCGAAGAGGCAGCGCUAUGACAAAGAGGACGAUGAACUUUUAAAUAAAAUAGCAUCUAAGGAGAUAACGGAGACGACCUUCGGAGAAAGCCUUUCUCAAUAUGUUGAGCAGGUGGAUUAUGAGAUGGCCUUGGAAUAUGCUACACAAAGUGGAGCGAGCGAGGAACCAAGGGAACCCAUUUAUUUAAGUUCACUCGAAGGCUCCUACAGUUACGUGGACCUUCAUAGCCCUGUUUUCGUUUUUAGACUAAUUACUUAGUAGUUGAUUUAUUUUUGGUUAUUUUUGAAGAAAAGAUUCGUUCAUGUCGAACUUGAAGAAAUAAAUCUUGCUCUCUUCCAUUUCUUCAGAAGAGAGUCAGCUUAUGUUGUUUCAAUUUAGAUUUCAAUCUGCGGCAGCUCUAAUCACAAGUGCAUGUGGACCAGACUCAAUUGUGUUGUUUGUUGGGGAACAAUUUGAAGUUUCGAAAACCACACCGAAGCUGAGUUAUCAUACCGAAAGGCUGAAUCUGCACCAGUAUUUAUGCAGAAGAGAGAAAAACUUGAUAACCGCUGCUGGCUGAUACAGGCUCUCGAAUGAUUGACCGUGUGCUUCCUUGGUGAUCAAUCAAGUUCCAGGAACAAGCGCAUCUCUCUUCCCUAGAGAAGAGCACUCUACAGAAUCAAGGCUCUUUUUUGUUUGCUUGUUUGUUUAUUUAAGGUAAAUCAUCAGAUAUGACAAAAUCUGCAUGGUGCGUUUGUGUUGUUCUUAUUACUACUAUUAUAUGAAUCGUUUGCGCAACCGGGCGCCGGAGAACGAGCCCAAACCCUGUGUGCCUUCCAUUUCAUAGAUCCGUGCAUUUUCAUUGGCUA
Molecule: messenger RNA, 3053 nt
Organism: Musa acuminata subsp. malaccensis (wild Malaysian banana)
Lineage: Eukaryota; Viridiplantae; Streptophyta; Magnoliopsida; Zingiberales; Musaceae
Product: DNA topoisomerase 6 subunit B
Biological process (GO): DNA topological change
Molecular function (GO): DNA topoisomerase type II (double strand cut, ATP-hydrolyzing) activity; ATP binding; DNA binding
Source: RefSeq, a predicted model, not a curated record